GAUGAGCAGAUACAGAAUUGACUCAUUUCAUUUGAAAACUACGAUUUGAUCGGAUAAACACACAAAAAUAAGAUGAAGCGUUCUCGCCGAGCCACCUCAGCUAAUAGCAAAGCAUUUGUUUCCGGAGGAGUUUAUCGCACAAUAUGAAAAUGUGUGUGUUCAGCCCCCAAUUGUGAAUUUAUUUGCAAUAGCCAUAAAAGCGGGUUAAUCGAAAGUGCAGACAGGUCACCGAGCUGUAUCAGCACCAGAAUCAAAAUCCGUAUCGGAUCCCGUCUCGUCCCGUCCCAUCCCGUCCCAUCCCAUCCCAUCCAAUUCCACACACAUAUCAGUAUCCGAAGUAAACCCACAGAGUUCCAUUUAAGAGACUCGAAUCGACUGGAGCCAGCAAUUACGAUAGAAUUCAGCUGGACUUGCGGUUUUCGCAGGCUUUUAUGGCUACUGAAAAUUCAUUCACACGAAAUUGUAACUUAAAAUUAUUAGUUUUGCGCUAGAUAGCAAUGCUCAUUUACUUCACUGAUAGUACCCAAGACGAAACACCAGUAGCCAAGGGCCGAAUGAGCCAACAUGGCGUUCAAUACGCACAAACGUCGCAUUGAACGCCAGCGUUGGGGUCCGGAAGGCCCUUGGCCAGAUACGAGAGAAACCAUCCUUUGAUCGGCACAUGGUUUCGCUGAGGCCGAGUUUCGUUUUGGGUCACUUUGGUUGCAGGAAUGGUCAUGGCUAAUUCCUGAACUAUGGUUUUUAGUAGGACCGAGCUCCCGUGAGUCUCCCGCGAGCCACCCACUUCUGAUGUAGUAGAUCGAUUGACUGGCAUAAUCCGAAUGUCCCGGCCAAGCCCUUGAUUCAACCGCCGGCAAAUGCUCUGUCGCAGGCAUCUCCAGUCUCGGCGCCUACCCCGACUCCAGUGCCGGCUCCAGUUGCAGUCAAAGAGGUGCAGGCAAAGAAAAAAGAUGCACCGCCAUCAGUUAGUGCCUUGCCCAUUCCAAUAUUUGUCAAGGAUGAACCCGUUGCCAUGGCCGAGGACGAGUCGUCGCCCAUCGAAAGCGCAAGCGAAGGGUUUUACAUCGACAUAAGCGCCGAUAAUGGCAACGGAGGGAAAAUCCCGUUCAAGAAGAUCUUCCAGAAGCGCAAGAAGUCAUCGGAACGCACUCGCGAUAAGAAGCAACGCCAGAAUCGCCAGCUACGCAAGUCGAUGUUGCCGAAAAAUGCCCUAAUGGCUCUCAACGAACUCAAGGGCGUUAACAUAAGUGAUUUUACCAUCAAUAGCAAUCCUGAUGGCGGAUUCACUGCCAUACUCACGGUCAACUCGAACCAGUACCAUGGAAAGGGGGUCUCCAAGAUGGCGGCGAAAAAUUUGGCCUGUGAGCAUGCACUGCGUGAUUAUAUAAUUGCCAAAAUGAAGCCAAAGCCUCGCAAACCGAAGAAUAAUGCUGUGGAAAACCAAGCAUCGACUGGCCCAGAGCCCAUGGACACCAAUGGAAGCGACACUGAAUCACCCGAAGACGAAUUGCCAAUGCUCAAUUUGGCAUCGUUUGCAAUAUAUAAAUUAUUCAGCGAGUGGGAGCGCGACGGUUACGUUGUGCCCGAAAUGCAUCCAUCGGCAAAUGCACAGCCGCAGCAGGGAGACGCCAAUGCAGCAGUUCCCGUCGUCCCCAAGGAGCCGAAGAAGCCACCAGUGCGUGCCGAAUUGCCCCCAAACUGGCAGACCAUGCACCCGGCCACAUUGCUCUGCAUUAUGCGCCCUGGAAUCGCGUAUGAGGACUAUGGCACCGCUGGCGACAAGCCCAACGUGCCCCAGUGUCUCGGUGUGAUUGUUGACAACCAGGAGUUUACGGCCAAUGGACGCUCAAAGAAAAUAGCACGUCGAAAUGUUGCCGUGAAUGUUUGCAACACAUUGUUCGGCACCAAUUUCACAUAUGAAGAGUAUUAAGCUACAUCAGACUAACGCAGACUAACUACUAUGUAUAGUUAGUCAGUUAAUUGUUCGAUGUACAUAUGUGCAUCAAUAUGCUUCUGUUGUUCAAUUCAAUUAAAUUUAAAUCUAAUUUUCGUCAAAACCUAAACUCUGGAUGAAUCGCGAUACAUCAUCCAUCAGCAUUGGACCGUAUAUUGAACAUUAUCGAAAGUCUAAAAUGUAUCCAUUUAAGUUGUACCAUCUGAUCUGUAAUCUCCUGUACGAAUAAGUUAAACAAAACAAAUGUAUGUCAUAUUCAAGAUAAACAUUUAUAAUAUCUGUU
Messenger RNA from Drosophila pseudoobscura, 2237 nucleotides. It is a transcript of the gene DIP1, whose product is annotated as DISCO Interacting Protein 1. The record is from RefSeq and is a predicted model, not a curated record. The transcript has 5 exons. Gene Ontology annotation, cellular component: RISC-loading complex; cytoplasm; nucleus. NCBI's taxonomy places the organism in Eukaryota, Metazoa, Arthropoda, Insecta, Diptera, Drosophilidae. The coding region runs from base 1013 to 1930 and encodes 305 amino acids. Gene Ontology annotation, molecular function: siRNA binding; double-stranded RNA binding. Gene Ontology annotation, biological process: regulation of regulatory ncRNA processing; siRNA processing.